AUGGAUACGAACGACCAACAUCAAUACGAUGAGAGGGCAAUCGUACCAAGCCCACUACAAACCUUGGAUUCGUCCUCGAUUAAGUGUAGUAAUUCUACGAGCACUUCCACACCACAAGCCACCACAAAACAAAUGGGCAAUAGCUUCUUGGAAGAAGCAUCACUCGAUUUGGGCCAGAAGAAUAUAGACAAGCCAACCGAUACACAGCAUCGAAUAUCGCCAGUCUUCGCUCCGAGUACAGAAGAAAGGCGAAAUCCGGAAAGAUUGAAAGCAAGAGAAUGUCCUCGGCCUUCCAUUGACGCCGUACUCUGCGAAGCUUUUCAGAUUACGCCUGUUGGGGAUGAACAAGAAAAUCAACACCAUGCGGACGCGGCGAUCACCAGCUCGAGAGAGGGUCACCACACGCGAAACGACGAGCUAUCUAAUGAAAUUGAAAAAACAAUCGAUGGAUAUGGAAGGAGGGUGCCCUAUUAUGGGAUAUAUUUGGAUGUUCCUGGGCUCUACGAAGAAGACGAUGAUGACUAUAGCCCGCCCAAGUGUCCUAGAUGUAGAUGGACGCUCCAAAACAAUGAUAAUAGCCCACCAGGUAUCCCUAUCAUUUCAGUAACGAGCCCAGAUGGUAAAACCCGGUACCCCCACGAUCAUACAUACUACCUCAGCGACUCGGACUCGAAUGGGGACAGUGACUACGACGACGACGGAGAAUCGGACUCGGACUGUUGGGAUUGAGGGUCUUAGAGUUUCCACGGGAGUGUUAGCUCUCUGUUGUGUGUUGUCGC
Molecule: messenger RNA, 779 nt
Organism: Hypoxylon trugodes
Lineage: Eukaryota; Fungi; Ascomycota; Sordariomycetes; Xylariales; Hypoxylaceae
Exons: 1
Coding region: 1-729 (242 amino acids)
Source: RefSeq, a predicted model, not a curated record